UUUGAUCACUAGCACCAUGUAGAAACUUUAGAGUCGCUUAGUUGUGUUGAGAUUGUGUGUUUGUGAGUCUCUUUAUGUCUCUCUACAUCCGGGUACUCCUGUCUGAACGGACUUCCUGCCGCUCAUCCUUUCCUGAAUAUUUACCUGUCACUCAUCUCCCGGUUGCUACGGAGGUGUCGACGUUAGCUUAGCCGGCUAGCGGCUAACAACAGUUAGCAUCCGCGUGGCCGUUCGCCGGGCAGAGCUCGCGCAGCUCCACCCAGCCCGGGUGGAGGACACGUGUCUGUGGUUGGGUGGAGAUGUCUAAAGGCCGCGUGCUGAGGGCGCUGGUGCAGCAGCGACUAGCUGCGGCUGCUGAGGAGAUAUUUGGGCUGUUUGAGACCACGAUAGCGGACUACGAGGAGGAGCUGAGGCGGUCCCGGGAGGAGAACCAGAGACACCGGGACCGGGAGCGCAAGGACCCCGGGCUCGGCCCUCAUCUCCGGUUACACCGAGCAGAGGUCCAGCCGGUGUUGGUGGUUAAAGAAGAGGUUCCCCCUGAGCAGCAGGAGUGGAGCUCCACUGUGGACCAGCAGGACCCAAAGCCCCCCCCACACAUUAAAGAGGAGCAGGAGCAACUGUGGAGCAGUGAGGAGGGAGAGCAGCUUCAAGGGCUGGAGGAGGCUGGUAUUAAGUUCCUGUUCACUUCUGUCGCUGUGAAGAGGGAAGAAGAUGGAGAGGAAGCUCAGUCCUCACAGCUUCAUCAAAGACAAACUGAACACAUGGAAACAGGAGCUGAGGGAGAGGGUUGCAGAGGAGCAGAAUCUGACAGGCACGUACAUCCAGAAUUUAGUUUACAACCGGGUGCUUAUGACCAGGCUUUCCACUCUGACCCUGAGGCUGAUAACAGUAGAGAUUGGGACGAGACCAGGGAACAUCAGCCAGGUUUAAACCUUCUGCAAAAUGGGGACGUUGCUGUCAGUGAUUCCUGGUCCAGUCCUGCUAAGAAAACGUUCAGCUGCUCUGAGUGUGGGAAAAGAUUUAGCAAAAAGAAAUAUCUGGAGGACCACAUUAGAAUCCACACAGGAGAGAAACCGUUCAGUUGCUCAGUGUGUAAGAGCUCUUUUAAACAGAGUGGAGGUUUACAUGCACACAUGAGAAUCCACACAGGAGAAACAACAUUCAGCUGCUCAGUCUGUAAGAGAUGUUUUAAACGGAGGGAAAGUUUGAAGACUCACAUGAUAAUCCACACAAGAGAAAAAACAUUCAGCUGCUCGGUCUGUAAGAAAUGUUUUAAGAGGAGGGAAAGUUUGAAGGCACACAUGAGACUCCACACAGGAGAAAAACCUUUGUUUAGUUGUUCACUUUGUGAGAAAGGAUACAUGUGCAGGUCGAGUCUAAAGUCACACAUGAUAACUCACGCAACAGAAACACCAUUCAGUUGCUCAGUCUGUAACAAAUCUUUUGCAUGGAGUGGACUUCUACAAAGCCACAUGAGGAUCCACACAGAAGACCCCCCUUUCAACUGCUCAGACUGUGGGAAAGGAUUUUUCUGCAAGUCCAAUAUGAAGAAGCACAUGAAGACUCAUACCGGGGAAAAACCUUAUAGUUGUUCAGUCUGUAAGAAAUGUUUUACACAGAAUGGAAGUCUGAAGACACACAUGCAAAUCCACACAAGAGUGAGAGUAAAACCUUUCCCUUGUUCAGUCUGUGAGAAGUCUUAUUCAAACGAAAGAUAUUUACGCACGCACAUGAGAUUUCACACGGGAGAGAAACCUUACAGCUGCUCCGAGUGUGAUCAAAGAUUCUCCUACAGGGAAGCCCUAGUUCGUCACAUGAAAACCCACACAGAGCAAGCUCCUGCAGCUGGAGGAGAGGACUGUGGAGGACCAGGAUCAGCCAGGAUCUCAGAUCCAGAAGGACUCAAACAGUCAGAUACUGAGGACCAGACUGGAGACUCAUCAAGGGUUGCCACGGUCAUGGAAACCUGGAGUACUCAUGGACAGUGUUGGGAGUAACGCAAUUCCUUUUUGCUGGAACGGAGUAUUGUAACAUAUUGCUAAUUACAUUUUGGUAAUCUUAUAGUUGUUAUAAUCUCAGUAACGGUAGUGACUUCUUGUUUUUUAAGAAUUAACCAACACCGCAAAACAUUUCUUCACAGUAAAAGCCGUGAGUGUUAUUUCCUGUUGCUGUAUUUGAUGCUGUUACCUGCGAUUCUUUAUUUUCUCCCGUGUUCGGUCUCUUAACACAAACCAAUCUAUAUUACUCAAGUCAAUAAUUAACCCAGACUUACUCUUAAAGGUCGCCAUGCACGCAAACUCAGCUCCAGUAGUUGACGCUAGCGCCUGUUAGCACAGCCGACUUAGUCAGAGUCUACCAGCUAAACCCCUAUUGGCACGGGAUUAGUAUAAUCUGGGGACCUGGUCUGAUUUAGAAAGCCCCGUCAGCCCUCAGCUCUGGAUGCGUCACCGCGUGUGUUGUUGUGAUUGGUUGUAGUGUUAAUCCAAUCGCGUGCAGUGACAUUUUCAAAUGCGUGCUUGGUGCUGGUGCGGCCCCUCAGGUUCGGCCAUUUUUAUUACUCAAUGCCAGACCCUUAACUUUCAGAUUGGGGUCUGGAUUUCUUGGCUAGGUCCAGUCUACCUUGACUGUGAAAGGCUGCAUUUGCUUGCUCUUCUUCGCGAUAGCUAAAAGGACACGCAGGUAACAACAACCUCGGAAAAAUGAAUAGACUCGCUAAAUCACAGACAUAUCGAUUCGCACAGGACUAAUAUCACAGGAC
This is a messenger RNA of Etheostoma cragini (Arkansas darter), 2758 nucleotides long. RefSeq names its product gastrula zinc finger protein XlCGF57.1-like. The transcript has 2 exons. Gene Ontology annotation, cellular component: nucleus. NCBI's taxonomy places the organism in Eukaryota, Metazoa, Chordata, Actinopteri, Perciformes, Percidae. Bases 300 to 1997 code for a protein of 565 amino acids. The record is from RefSeq and is a predicted model, not a curated record.